UCCCUCCGCGUGUAGUGGUGCCUAUAGUGAGCAGGCGCAGAAGUUGCACCCGGCUUCGAGGCGGAGAAGGAGGAGCGCGGGCGGGGUUUUUGUCGUGCGGAUCAAAAUGGCGGAGCGCGGCUACAGUUUCUCUCUCACCACAUUCAGCCCUUCAGGAAAGCUUGUUCAGAUUGAAUAUGCUUUGGCAGCUGUUGCAGCAGGAGCCCCAUCUGUUGGAAUUAAAGCUGCAAAUGGCGUAGUACUGGCAACGGAGAAAAAGCAGAAGUCCAUUCUGUAUGAUGAACGAAGCGUGCACAAAGUGGAGUCCAUUACCAAACAUAUAGGCUUGGUAUAUAGUGGCAUGGGCCCUGAUUACAGAGUACUUGUCCACAGAGCACGCAAACUGGCCCAGCAAUAUUACUUGGUUUAUCACGAGCCUAUUCCAACAGCUCAGCUAGUACAGAGAAUUGCUUCAGUGAUGCAAGAGUACACACAGUCUGGGGGUGUACGGCCAUUUGGAGUAUCAUUACUGAUAUGUGGGUGGAAUGAGGGACGACCAUAUUUAUUCCAGUCUGAUCCAUCGGGGGCUUACUUUGCAUGGAAAGCAACUGCAAUGGGCAAGAAUUAUGUGAAUGGGAAGACGUUCCUUGAAAAGAGGUACAAUGAAGAUCUGGAGCUUGAAGAUGCCAUUCAUACAGCUAUCUUGACGCUAAAGGAAAGUUUUGAAGGACAAAUGACAGAAGACAACAUAGAGGUUGGCAUUUGUAAUGAGGCAGGAUUUAGGAGACUUACUCCAACUGAGGUUAAGGAUUACCUGGCUGCAAUAGCCUAGCAGAGAUCCUGGAUACAUGGAAAGAUCUUUCUUGUUUUUCUUCUUUUUAAAAAAUUCAGUCACUUAUUUGGCUUCUGCACUCUGGUUUCUGCUCUGGUUUCUGAUAGAUUUUUUUUAAAAAAAACACAAAUAUUAUGGAUCCAAGAAAGCUAUUGUUCUAAUACUGAAAUGUCAAAUGAUUGUUCUUGAAACAUUGUACAAAAAUAUAAUGUGAGUUUAGACCAUCUGAAAAAAUAAAAAAAUAUAUACAAA
Molecule: messenger RNA, 1063 nt
Organism: Hemicordylus capensis (graceful crag lizard)
Lineage: Eukaryota; Metazoa; Chordata; Lepidosauria; Squamata; Cordylidae
Gene: PSMA2
Product: proteasome 20S subunit alpha 2
Exons: 8
Coding region: 107-811 (234 amino acids)
Biological process (GO): ubiquitin-dependent protein catabolic process
Cellular component (GO): proteasome core complex; proteasome core complex, alpha-subunit complex
Source: RefSeq, a predicted model, not a curated record